Molecule: messenger RNA, 716 nt
Organism: Suillus paluster
Lineage: Eukaryota; Fungi; Basidiomycota; Agaricomycetes; Boletales; Suillaceae
Exons: 5
Source: RefSeq, a predicted model, not a curated record
GUAAAAUUCUUGCCCGUAAGCUCAAGGCUGCCUUACUGGAGGUUCUCAAGCGCAGCCAGUUAGCUUGCUGGAAGGAGGACAUUGUGCUUGGGACUGACCAUUCCAAACCAAAUCCCUUCGAACUAAAGGUCACCGGCGAUGUCUUGCGUUUGAGGCCAGGAAGAUCGGACAACAUCCCACCAAUGCUCAACAAAAGGUUCACAAAAUCAUUCUAUUCCUCCCAUCUGCGAUACCCUAAUUUACCCUGUGAGGAGCGCUUGUUGAAUCACGAAUGGGAUUUGCACGAGGCACAGGCCAACAAUGCGCUGAACAACAUUUGCUGUGUCCUCAACAUGAAAUAUCACCUGUAUAAGUACAAAGACACUUUUAUUCGCGGUCAACGUGCCAACACUCGCACAACUGGAGUAAUCAACAAUGCGGACAAUCUGAUUGAUGCCCUCGCUGCCAAAUACAACGCAGUGCACAAUGCACUUGUCAAGCUAGCGCCAAGGUUGCACAAGGAUGACAACUGGCUACUCACUUUCAAGCCGCUCAAUUGUGCAAAAGAUGCUGUCCUGCUGAGACAAGACAAUGGGGCAACAGUCAGCCAGCAAACAGUGUCCUGGAUCUGGAAGACACAUGGAGUGUCCGAUAACACAGAGUAUGGCUUACAGGACUGGCCAGAGCUUGAGCACAUCGAUGGGAAGAAGCGGUGCAGCCAGUGUGUGAAGAAAUGA